Betta splendens (Siamese fighting fish) is the source of this 3445-nucleotide messenger RNA. RefSeq names its product pentatricopeptide repeat domain 1 (gene ptcd1). The record is from RefSeq and is a predicted model, not a curated record. The transcript has 8 exons. Gene Ontology annotation, cellular component: mitochondrial matrix. NCBI's taxonomy places the organism in Eukaryota, Metazoa, Chordata, Actinopteri, Anabantiformes, Osphronemidae. Gene Ontology annotation, molecular function: protein binding; tRNA binding. Bases 676 to 2772 code for a protein of 698 amino acids. Gene Ontology annotation, biological process: tRNA 3'-end processing.
UUUUUCAUGUCUUUUUCAUGCACACCUCAUCUAUUGGAGAGUAAACAAUAUUUUAGUUAUUUGUAUUUUAAAGUGAAAAGUAAAUUGUAUGUUUUGAAUGUGACAAUCAAAAUUUGUAAUACUAUUGAAAAGAUUAGAUCAUGUGGAGCAGAGCAAUGCUUUAUUACACACAAGAUGUAAGUUGAUAAUUGUGGAAGUAAUUCUUUAACAAAUGCAAAAUUGAGCAGUUUUAACUGCUUAAAAACCCAUUCAUUCAUUUAUGACCUAAGAGAGGAGACGCAAUGAUUUCAACCAGCAGGCGGCAGUAGUGCGCAUGUCCAAACAUGUAAAGGCUUUAUGUGCAGCGCAGCCAUGCUAGUCUAUCAUCGAUGGAGUCGAUCAGAGUCACAUACGGCAUCAAAACAUAAAGUCUUUGUUAAGGUGGUGCUGUAUGAUGACUAGUAACAAAAUCGUAGCAUCUAAUAUCAGACCAAGGGUUUCAUAACUUUAUCCGACGUAAAACCUGCCAAAGGUGGCUGUUUGUUAAUCUUGCUCGACCUCCAUUAAUCGGGUCUUAGUUUGUGUCAUUGAGGCAUCGUGGAGUAGCAACACGCUGUUACUACGUCGUUAGCCAAACUUUGGUAGUGUAGCUGUUAGGUAUGAUACAAACCUUUUAGCUAAAAGAAACUAUUAAAUAUGUUCAAAUACUUUGCGUAUUUGUGUGCGCGAAACGGACGGAGAAUCUCUGCCCCGGCUGCUAACUUGUCCGCCAUGUCAUCGGUUAGGAUCUUACCCAGAACCCCGACUCUGACAGCGGUGGAGGGUUCGCGACUACAGCGGACAUCCAGGCUCCUCAUACCGGCUGACUGGCAGCUGCCGCGGCGUCUAUCGGGCGGCCCGGUGUCCUCAGCGGACGCGGGCUCCCCGGGCUGUCCCUCGGAGGACGGGGAGGUCUUUGGUUCCCUCUCCGCGGACAUGUCCUCCAAGCAGUCGUACAGGAAAAGCAGCCCUGACUUCCAGGACAUGCGACACCGAGAGGACGACGCUACGGAGGAAGAAGCCUCGGUGAAGACUGGCAGGAGACCCGGGAGGAGAAACACCCCUUACUGGUACUUCUUACAGUGCAAGAAGCGGAUUAAAGACAACAAGCUGCAGGAGGCGUUGGAUUUGUUCAGCGGGGACAUGCUGCAGGGAGAGAGGCUGCAGCCGGAGGAGUUCAACUACACGGUCCUGAUCGGAGGCUGCGGUCGAGCUGGUCGCCUCAAAGAGGCCUUCAGGCUCUACAACGACAUGAAGAAGCGAGGACUAGUUCCCGUAGACGCCACCUACACGGCGCUGUUCAAUGCCUGCGCCGAGUCGCCUUCAAAGCAAGCUGGUCUUCAGCAAGCGCUGAAGCUGGAACAGGAACUCCGGCGCAAAAACUGUCCCCUCAGCACCAUCACAUACCACGCUCUUCUAAAGACACACGCCAUCGCCAACCAACUGCAAGCCUGUUUUCAUACUCUCCGGGAGAUGCUGCAGGAUGGACAUGUUGUAAGUCAGGAGACAUUUCACUAUCUGUUGAUGGGCUGCUUGAAGGACAAACAAAUUGGAUUCAGAAUGGCUCUGCAGGUUUGGCGCCAGAUGCUGAAGUCAGGGAUUCUUCCAGACACAAAGAACUACAACCUGUUAUUGAGAAUUGCAAGGGAUUGUGGGAUUGGUGAUCCUGCACUGGCCACUGACGUGCUGCUGAGGCUUGACGGUGAAAUCCAAAAAGAAGACGCUUCAAAUGCCAAGUCAGAUUCUAAAACAAAGGACAUAAUUGACAUUGACCUUUUAGAGAAGCAGUUGUUUAUCCAGGCUGAUUCACGCAGAAACAACGAAUCCUCAGCCUGUCUGGUACCAGUCAGACAAGAACACCAUCAUCCACUUGAGUUAGCAGAUAAUUCUGCAGCCCCUAAUCUGCUGGACAUUUUUGAGGGGAGGAAGGGGGCUGUGGUGUCUCUCAGCACAGUGGAUGGAGCGUUUGAUAGGCUCUCGCUUAUUGGAGGGGCCACAGGCUUUUUAGAGAAGAUGGUGUCUAAUGGACUCAGUCCAGACCUCAGGACUCUGACCCUGUUGGCAGAUACGAUGGAGCCAGGGCGCGAGUCCCUGCUGUUGCUACUAAAGGCCGCCAAACAGCACCACGUGAAGCUGGACACUGCGUUCUUUAACUCUGCGAUUCGCAGAGCAGCCAGAGCUGGAGAGAUGGAUACAGCAAAGUCUGUGUUGGGAGUGAUGCGGCAGCGUAAUGUAAAUGUAGAUGUACAGACAUUUGGAAGCCUGGCAUUAGGCUGUCAGCGGCAGAAUGAUGCUCUGCAGCUGCUGAAGGACAUGGAGGGGGUGGGACUUAGGCCCAACGUCCAGGUGUUCUCUGCUUUAAUUGGCCGAGCAGCUCGGAGACUGGAUUACGUCUACCUUAAAAAAAUUCUGCAAACUAUGAGUGACAUGCGAGUGUGGCCUAAUAAAGUCAUCAUCAAACAGUUGGAGUUUGCUGCACAGUAUCCUCCCAACUAUAACCAGUACAAAUCCAGAAACAACUAUCUGGUCCACAUUGAUGGUUUCCGUGGAUACUACCAGCAAUGGCUGCGAAAGAUGCCUGCUCAGAGCGAUGAUGACACACAGGUGGAGCUGCAGCUUCAGACAGACUCCGCUUUGCUGAAAGCAGAAGCUGUGGACGGACUGACGGAGGCUGAGAGGAACCAGAGAGCAGCAGCGAGGAGAUACAACUCUCGAAACAAGGACAAAACAAGACACAUUGCAUCUACUCUAUAGCAGUAGUUCUGAAAAUACAUAUACUUACAUUCUACAUCCUCAGCCAGCUGUGUGAAACUGCUGUUAAACUGAUGUUAAUUUAUAUAUACAUGGAAAAUGCUACUGUCAUCUGUAUUGUCAUUAACUAAAAAAAGUUUAAGAUUCUUGAUUGAAAUUGAAAUCUAAUUUUUACAGUGUUUCAUGAUUGUUAAAUUGUUUUCAAUAUUGUAUAAUACAGGAGACACUAAUGUUUUGACAGAACAAAUUGGGAAAUAGUUACAGCAAUAUCGUAACUAAUGUUCUACUUAGUUUACAUUGUCCAGAGUAGCGAUGACCACGGGUACAAAGUAGUGGUCUGAAAGGAUUUCAGGUUUGCAGGUUGCCAGGUCACAAGUUGAUAAUGACAGUUGUCGCCUGUUUUGAAUCACGAACCUUGAAAUCUUGAACCAAGCUGGUGAGUAAAACGAAAUGCCAGAUGUGAUGGUGUGGGGUUGCUUGGCUGUGUACACCAUCACUACCAAAGUAUGUAUGAGACAUUCCCCCGGGGUCGGGGUCAGGGUCAGUGGGGGAUUACACUUAGAUGGUCUGAACAAGCAUUCGUCAGAUGGGCUGGUCUGUCCACUGUGCCUCUCUCUCCUUGACAGCUGGAAAAUGCAAACAUGAUAGAUCAUUAAAUGAAAACCUUUCAUUGUGA